AUGACGGCCACCGCACGGCGCGGCCGGCGUCCGCGUACCCUCGAAUUGCCGGAUAUCGAGCGCGAAUUCGAGCCCUUCCUCUCACCAACUUCGCCGUCUUGUGGUGGAAGGCGUGAACAGACCUCGAUAACGCCGCUGUCCAGGAGUAGAAAGGGAACUGUGGUGUCGUCUCCUAAAGCUGCAGCUACGCAGGAUGAGACCUUUAAGGCGCCUCCGCGUUUUCUUGAAAAGCCGGACGCGUCGCAGUGUUUCAGUGACGAAAUGUCUUCCGCCACGUGGGUGAACUUUCUCCCUCGUAACAGGCUCCACGGGGUCUCAGCAGUGACUGAUGUAGACGUCCCCGUCACCAUGGAGUCCAUGGAGCCCAACGCACUCUUUCGAACCUCCGGGUCAUCCCGUCAGUCUUCUGCGUGUGUACGAGAGAUUCCUUCAGAACCUGCUACAGACGGCGACAAGGGAUUUCUCGGCAUGAUUUGCCCUUGCGAAGAGCCUCGACAAUCUAGUUACACCGCCAGACUGUCCUCAGGGAGAGCCAACACUCGUGAGCUCUCAGGACCUGUCAAUGCGCCCUUCUUCUUCUCUAAAAUAAAAGGCAAGUCCGCCCGAACUGAACAAAAUAACUGGGUGCAGUGGCAGCCUCAAACAACUACCCCACCUGCUCCCUGUGAAGACCCACUCGCAGGCCUGAGUAGUCCAACUCUAGAGGGGUUCGCUAUGCCGCGGCUUUCGAGUUCGCGGAGCGCCGUGUACUCAGUGGGAGUCUCAGCAUCCCUGUCCUCUCCAAGUCCAUGCAGAAGGCUCCGAAGCACCUGUCAGGAGACUGAACGUCGCUGUGACCGGGGAAGGACGAGCAAAUCUCCGGCAGUUUUUCCUAAACUGAGGAACCAUUUACACCGGAGGCAGCGCACAGACCCAGCGUGCAACGUGGGUGGGGAAUGGGCAGCAGAAAUCUCGGACUCUGAUGCUAUUGAGCCCAUGGCCAUCAAGGAGAUUCAAAGAGAAAACCGACUAUUGAAGGUGAGUGUGUACACCAUCACCCAGCAGGCACACAGUGAAGGAACGGAUGUGGCUUGUAUUGCCUGUAUAGAGGACCUUCAACAUCCUAACAUGUGCGAUGACAGAAAGACCUCAAAGGAAACACUUGCCAUUCGUCAGCUCCAGGCGGAAAAGCAGCAAUUGCAGACUUCUCUCCUCCAAACUGAGGCUGCGCGCCUUCGGGACGUUUGGCUGACCAAAACAGCCCAGGCGGUGGCCGCAGCGGAGAUGAAGCUGCGACGAUCCUACGAGGAACUUCAGAAAAAAAGAGAGACGCAACACGCCUCUGAGGUGGCGACACUGCAGAUCGCGCAGCACGAAUUGGAGAAACGCUUGGAAGCGGCGCAGGCUCAAGCCAACGAAGCAAAAGUGACAGGGCGUGGCGCGGAAACUCAUCAAGAACAGCUGGACCAAGCUCACGCAGAAGAGGCGCGCAAGCUUCGUGAAGAGAUCAGUGCACUGCGAGUGACGUUUCAGAAGGAGACUGCAAGAUUGACAGAAGCGGGGAAGGAACAACUUGCACAAGCCCAACAGGAGAUAGUACAGCUGAGGGAACGGUGCGAAGCAGAGCAGAAACAGAGGCAUGAGCUUGAAAACGCAGCGAAAGCUCUUUCAGCGGCACCUCGUGGCUCGACCGCAGCAGUAUCCGGGGAUGAUAUUCAUUCGAAAUCAAGGAGAAAGCAUGUGCUGCAAGUUCGCAAGCUGAGAAAUGCUGAAGACGUGGCAUUACUGAAAGCUACAUUAGCUGCUCACAGAGCGAGGACUACCCUUCGCGCACUCAUCCGCAACAGCCUACAACCCUGUCAAAACCACUUCGCGGAUGCCGGGGAGAAGCCGAAGCAAGCACAGUCAAAAACGCCUACUGCCGGAAAUACACCGACUCCCACGAACGACUCCCACCAGGCUUCGCCGACAAAUCAACUCACCGCAGGCUUGGGCAAUCCCCCUUCCACCAAUUGCGCUACUAGUGAGACGUGACUUCGUCAGGAA
This is a messenger RNA of Toxoplasma gondii ME49, 2025 nucleotides long. RefSeq lists its product as hypothetical. The coding region runs from base 1 to 2013 and encodes 670 amino acids. The transcript has 5 exons. The record is from RefSeq and is a predicted model, not a curated record. NCBI's taxonomy places the organism in Eukaryota, Apicomplexa, Conoidasida, Eucoccidiorida, Sarcocystidae.